AUGACCACCACCAGCAGUCCGGCCAGUGCGCCACUGGACCCUCGUCCGGUCUUCUUUUUUGACAUUGACAAUUGCCUCUACUCCAAAGGGUGCAACAUCCACGAUGAAAUGCAGAAAUUGAUCAACCAAUUCUUCAUCAAGCACCUGUCCCUAAAUGCCGAUGACGCACACAUGCUCCACAUGAAGUACUACAAGGAAUACGGUCUCGCCAUUGAAGGUCUUACGCGCCAUCACAAGAUCGACCCCUUGGAAUUCAACCGCGAAGUGGACGAUGCGCUGCCGCUCGAUGAUAUCCUCAAACCGGACCCCAAGCUGCGCCGGCUGCUCGAAGACAUUGACCGCAGCAAAGUGCGAAUGUGGCUUCUCACAAACGCCUAUGUAACCCAUGCGAAACGAGUGGUGAAGCUGCUGCAGGUGGACGAUCUGUUUGAGGGAAUUACAUACUGUGACUAUGGCAAUUCGCCGCUGGUGUGCAAACCCAGCCAGGCCAUGUAUGAGAGGGCGGAAAAGGAGGCGGGGGCUUCCAGCACGUCAGAGUGCUACUUUGUUGGUAAGUCGCCCUCCCAAUUCCUUUCUCACAGUACAUACCCAGAUCAAGUGCUGACCGAUAGAUCAAGACGACUCCGGCCUGAACUGUACUCAUGCUGCCGCCCGGGGUUGGGCUGUGGCUCAUCUUGUCGAGCCUGGAAUACCCCUCCCCCACGUGCCGGCCUCGCAAUAUAUGAUACGAAGCCUGGAGGAACUCAGGACCUGUUUCCCCACCUUAUUCAAGACGAAGCAGGAAGUAUAGAUUCAAUCACAUUAUGCGAUAGAUAG
Messenger RNA from Aspergillus niger, 816 nucleotides. RefSeq lists its product as uncharacterized. NCBI's taxonomy places the organism in Eukaryota, Fungi, Ascomycota, Eurotiomycetes, Eurotiales, Aspergillaceae. The transcript is spliced from 4 exons. The record is from RefSeq and is a predicted model, not a curated record. Bases 1 to 816 code for a protein of 271 amino acids. Gene Ontology annotation, molecular function: nucleotidase activity. Gene Ontology annotation, biological process: pyrimidine nucleobase metabolic process; nucleotide catabolic process.